AACUGACAUUGACAUAUUGGCGUGUAGUUAUUUAUAUGGCUAUUGUUUUUUAUUAACAGAUUCCAUUGACAGAAUUAAGUGUUCCUCGUAUAAUUUGUGCAACAUCAACAGUCAAAAAAUAAAAAUAGAAUCUAUUAAAAUACAAAAAAAGUUUUUUUCAAGCAAAACUAUGCAGAGUUUAAGCAGUGAUUUGUAGGCUAAUCAAGUCAUCAACGCUUUUUGAUUUUAUUGGCAGAUUUUGUGAACUUGGAUGAGAAGGCCAAGAAAAUUGUCAGGUGUUCGCUAUUGUCAUUAGUACUUUCCCUGGUGGCGGUGAUUAACUGAAGUAAAACUGUGGAUAUAAUAUACUCCGACACUCUUCACUAUCAAAAUGUAUUGCCUGCAAUGUUUGUUGCCAGUGCUACUUAUACCGAAGCCAACAAACCCUGCGCUCAUGGAAACGCAUGUUAUGUUCAUCGUACUCUACCUAAUUGGCUUUUUCCUAGAGCGAAAACCGUGCACCAUCUGUAGUUUAAUAUUUUUAACAGCCGUGUUCCUUAUUUGUUAUAGUGGUGUGGGAAAUUGUAUAUUUUGGGGCAACUGCGAGGGACAUCAAUGUGAAAAUGGAUAGAAAAAUACGAAGCUGCCAUUCUAAGCUAAAUGGAUACUCAAUGCAUAAUAAACUUAGCAUUAUUAAAUGCUAUCGUGCUAUAAACAACUUUGGGUGUCCCCUUAGUUAAGAAAUAUACAUAUAUAUAUUUCUUUUCAUUAGAUAACUAGUAUUGUUUUGUUGUUUUAAAUGUUGCUGUGUUAUAGCGCUCUUAAAAUAAUUUAAAUAAUAAUAUCAUACUUUUUAACGAAAAAGUCUAUAAAGCUAUAUCAGUUGUAAUAAGCGGGAUUAUGUAGAGAUAACCCUUUAUAUGAAUUAAUUUUCAAACUUCAAUUUUGUCUAAUAAAAAAACCAGCGUAACCGUGAAACUACGUAUGUUUACGCAUCAAUAUUUACGAAACAACUUCUAAUAGAUUUUCUUUAAAUUGUAAUUGUAUUUGCAUUAAUACAAGUAAACAUAAGUUUGGUUGAUAA
Molecule: messenger RNA, 1063 nt
Organism: Bactrocera oleae (olive fruit fly)
Lineage: Eukaryota; Metazoa; Arthropoda; Insecta; Diptera; Tephritidae
Gene: bc10
Product: BLCAP apoptosis inducing factor bc10
Source: RefSeq, a predicted model, not a curated record